AUGCUGUCGACCAGGAUGCCCCUUUAUCAUGUGGUCGCCCCAGCGCUCGUCGUGAUGAGGCAAUUUCUCGACUUCAUGCGAAAAGGGGCUGCCGGGAGCGGCCCGGGCCCAGCCGAGGACAGACAGCUUAGCUCUCCGCAUUAUGAUUGCUUCUUGGCCAUGCGCAUCCGCGACGUGUGCAUGCGCUGUAUUGGUGGCUUGAAGCACGCAGGGCGUCACAAGAAAGCAACAUCUGUCCUUAACGAAGGAAUUAUAGGAAUAGUAGGUCCUCUAUCCAAUUUACCUAGAAAUGGCAUAAGGAUGGCCUCUCAUUUCGUUGUCUCUGCUUUCCUUUUUCUUGGCUCACACUAUCGCUCUUCCAUCUCUCCGGCCCUUGUCCAAACAACUCUCAUUAGGAAAAGGAAAUGUCUGCAUUUCGUUGUUUACCAUAUUGAAGGCAACGCCUACCUCGACUAUUUCCCUUCUCGACUACUACUUCCUGGAGCCUCCUUCCAUAUUCGCAUCGGCCCUUCCUCAGAACCAAUCCCCAACCAAGGCGUCUGGCGGAAUGAGAAACUCGUGACCGCCCUUCCAUCUAUAUUUCCCAUCGCGGCACUUAUGCUGCUUAUCUCCUAUCAAAUGGGGACAACGCCCUUCAAGCAUUCAAUACGUUCUUGGACUCCUGACAUUCCCCACACACUUCCAUCACAAGCAUUUAUAUAUUGGAUACCAUGGGAUGUGUGCGGGCCUCUGAUUAAAGUCGUGACUUCCUCGUCAACCCUAUUCAAGCCCAUAACAGCUCUAGGUAGGCACGGCAUUUCCCUGGAACACGUGCCUAUCGAUCCAAUGGAGAAGUCUAAAAUGUUGGCGCAUUCUCCGAAAAGGAAAAAAAAAAAUUUCAUUAAGUCACAUCGUUUUACCCUGCAGCACUUUCAUAUUAUUGAUUCAUCGCGAACCCCGGUUACAUCACAAGUCAAUAGAACGACAUCUUCUAUUCAAUUGCCACACAUGCCGUUCCAGAUGGACCCACGCUUGCGACUAAGUCCUACAGGACCAUUCCACUAUACAAAGAAAUCAAUUCAGCAUGCGCGCUAA
Lindgomyces ingoldianus is the source of this 1074-nucleotide messenger RNA. RefSeq lists its product as uncharacterized. The coding region runs from base 1 to 1074 and encodes 357 amino acids. NCBI's taxonomy places the organism in Eukaryota, Fungi, Ascomycota, Dothideomycetes, Pleosporales, Lindgomycetaceae. The record is from RefSeq and is a predicted model, not a curated record. The transcript is spliced from 8 exons.